AUGUCUCUGCCACAACAAUAUAGGCCAAGGAUCCAACGCCCUAACAUUAGUGAUAGAUGGAAAGGGAAAGCACAUGGACAAGCUUAUACCCUGACAGGAGGUAGUUCUGGAGGACAGGCCAACAACACGGUGGUUGAGGGUAUGCUCCUAAUCUCUCACUCCUUAGCACAUGUGUUGUUUGAUACUGGUGCUACUCAUUCUUUUAUGUCAAGUUCUUUUGUGCAAGCCUUGAAACUGAAAUCUAAAAGCUUGGAAACCCCAAUGACUUUGAACUCCCCGCUGGGAUGUGUGGAGGUAACUAUUGUGUGUAGAUUGUGUGAAAUCACGAUUGAAGAUGAGCGAUUGAGAGUUGACCUAGUAAUCCUUCCGAUGAGUCUGUUUGACGUGGUACUCAGAAUGAAUUGGUUGGCAAGAUACGGUGUGAUUGUCGAUUGCUACCGUAGGAGAGUGACUUUGAUGACUAAAUCCGGAGUGAUAAUCACUUAUCAAGUGGAUAUGAAUCCAGUCCUGGAAGAACAGCUGUUGAGAUACAGCGUUGGGGGACGUAGGAACCUCGCUUGCUUCUUUUUCCUUCUUGCUCUAGAAGGUGAACCCGAGGUAAUUAGAGACAGUGUGGGAAUUCCUGUGGUGGAUGAGUUUGCAGAUGUUUUUCCUGGAGAGCUACCCAGCUUACCACUGGAUCGGGAGAUUGAAUUUGGCAUUGAUUUGAUUCCGGGAACGGCCCCUAUUUCUAUUCCUUCCUAUUGA
Messenger RNA from Morus notabilis, 747 nucleotides. RefSeq lists its product as uncharacterized. Gene Ontology annotation, biological process: proteolysis. NCBI's taxonomy places the organism in Eukaryota, Viridiplantae, Streptophyta, Magnoliopsida, Rosales, Moraceae. The record is from RefSeq and is a predicted model, not a curated record. The coding region runs from base 1 to 747 and encodes 248 amino acids. The transcript has a single exon. Gene Ontology annotation, molecular function: aspartic-type endopeptidase activity.